Messenger RNA from Synchytrium microbalum, 489 nucleotides. RefSeq lists its product as uncharacterized. Lineage: Eukaryota; Fungi; Chytridiomycota; Chytridiomycetes; Synchytriales; Synchytriaceae. Bases 1 to 489 code for a protein of 162 amino acids. The record is from RefSeq and is a predicted model, not a curated record. The transcript is spliced from 3 exons.
AUGCAUGUAGAACAACCCGUCUAUCAAGUGAUUUACCACACUCCUGAAUAUGAGCUUCGCAAGUACGGUCCGCAAGUUAGAGCCACCUUCUAUCAAGAUGAUCAACACAGUGAAAAAUCUCAAUUUAUGGUCGUGGCAAGAUACAUCUUUGGUAGCAACAAAGGCUCGAACGGUGAAAAGGAAGUUAUUUCCAUGACAGCCCCUGUGCUGAUGGACUCGGCUGACAAAGAAUCACGCUCCAUGUCUUUCAUAAUGCCAAGCAAGUAUCGCACUACUGCCGAUCUCCCAAAACCGUUAGAUCCCAGAGUAGUUUUAGAAGAUGUUGGAGAGACUACCAUGGCUGCAGUAACCUUUAGCGGGAUGAUGAAUGAAGAUAAAUGCAAGCAGCUGGAAUCCAAGCUACGCGAGGAUUGUAAGAAGGAUGGGAUAGUCUUGGACGUUGGCGACAAGAGCCACAUUAGGUCUGAACUCGAGCCAAUAUUUAAGUAA